AUGUCUCAUAAUUUAACUUCAAAGAGUCAAAAAGGAUUAGAUGAUGCCUUAAAAGCAAUAAAAGCCAGAAGUGGGUCAUUAAAUGCUAACAGUAGUAGCUCAUCUACCGUUGCAUCAGCGAAUAGCAAUAAUUCUCAAACUUAAAAUUAAAAAGUUUAAUCAGUAUUUGGAAAUAUUGAUGAUGACGAUGAUCAAGAUGAUACUGUUAUUUAACACGUGCCAUAAGGUGUUUCUGGAUAGUAAAAAAGAGAAUAUAAUUUCAGAGGACCGAAAAAUAAUAGAGGUUUUACAUCAAGCAGCUAUAUUUAAGAUGAAAAUAAUACAAAUCAUUCAAGAUUGCAUAAACCAGGACAUUAAUAUUUUGGCGACAAGCUACAAAGACUCAAAAAGCAUGAAGAAGAAUCAAAAAAUAAAUAAGAGAGUGAUUUGGAACUUUUGAAUUGCAGAUUAGAGCUUAAAAAAGUCAAAGAAUUAAUUAUAGAAGAAAGAUCUAAAAUUUUUGCAUGCACUCCUUGUAAGCGCAAGUUUUCUUCUAAAGAAAUGUUAGAUUUUCAUGAGCUUAAAUCAGAUUUACAUAAAAAAAUGUGUUCUGAAAAGACAAAAUGA
Messenger RNA from Tetrahymena thermophila SB210, 606 nucleotides. RefSeq lists its product as hypothetical. The record is from RefSeq and is a predicted model, not a curated record. The transcript has 3 exons. Lineage: Eukaryota; Ciliophora; Oligohymenophorea; Hymenostomatida; Tetrahymenidae.